Molecule: messenger RNA, 4533 nt
Organism: Caenorhabditis auriculariae
Lineage: Eukaryota; Metazoa; Nematoda; Chromadorea; Rhabditida; Rhabditidae
Source: the annotation of a GenBank genome assembly
AUGGAAAAACACAACACGGAAAGUUUCGAGGCGGAUGAAGACUUCAAAGCUUCAAUGGAUGAAGACGAGCAAAAGUUGCUUUGUGGAUACGGCGGGUUCGUUUUCUGCCUUGAAUAGACAGUUUUCCUGUUUCGAAAUUGGAAGAAUAAGAAAAAGCCGUUUUGGUCGUUUUGGGGGAAAUUAUUCGACAUUUUCAGUUGUACGCCUUCGUGGAUCCAGUCGAUGCACAACGCGAAAUGUCUGCUCGUCAUGCUAGGAAUUUGUGCUUUCAUUCAGGUUCGAUUCUCUUUCUCUUCGAUUCUGGCAGAUGUUUUAUUCGGAGAUCGCAUGAGACGAAACUAAAUCCUACUCACUUUGCCAAAUUUCAAGUUUUUACUUGAAAAAGUAUAAAUUUCCAAAUGAAACUCCAACUGUACUUGAAAUUCUUAUUAACAAGAUUAUAAAUAUAAAAAUGUUUCUGGAAUAUUUUUCCAGAGCUUCGUGGUGAAUGCAAUUUUUCCCGUUGGACUGUCCACACUCGAGCGCCGAUUCAAAAUGACAAGGUUUGAUUUGAUCCAAACUUGAUAUUUCCACUCAUCAGCCUUAAACUAUUUCUUAUCUGGCUGUAUCCUUUUUCCCACUACAUCUUCUUCAUAUGUACUUAUUUAGUCAACAAAGCUGAAAAACUUCAGAAAAUAACUCAUUCGAAAACCGUUACAGCACUCACACGGGAAUCAUCUCGAGUUGGUACGAUUUUGCCGUUCUUUUGGUCGUUUUUCCUGUUUGCCAUUGGGGAAAUUCAGGUUAACAUUAGAUCGAGAACUCUUCCUUGAAACCAAUACUGCAAAACCUUGACUUAACUUCCAGGGCACAAAGGGCGAUGGAUCGGAUGGGGCGGCGUAGUGAUGGCGUUGGGCUCGUUGAUCUGCGCUCUGCCGCACUGGAUGGUUGAUGUCUACCAUCCCGACGCCUACGAGAAGAACGAGACUGACUUUGGUCAGUGUGCAAUGAGGUGAGCUCUGAGAGACGGCGUAAAUUUAAGGAAUAAUGUGGCUUCCUCGUCUAUAGAAGUGUUGUAUCACAUUCACAUAACAUCGUCGAACUGAGCUUUUUUAGAAACGAAAAAAUGGAGUGCACUGGUUCGGCGCCAUCCUCUUACUUCAACCCAUACUUCUGGAUGUUCAUCCUUGGUAUUCUGGACUGACAUGAGCGAAAAAAAAUUGAACGAGCAGGUCAAACGCUCCACGGAGUUGGCUCGACGCCGCUUUUUUCGAUAGGAACAACCUACCUCGACGAAAAUGUUUCCCAAAAAGCGUCUCCGGUUUAUCUCGGUGAUUAUUCUUCUUCUUUGACUCUUGUUUUUAUUUUAUUUUAUUUUUUUGAUUCGCCUUUUUUUCAGCAAUUCACGCGGUUCUGACGUCAUUCGGGCCGGUUAUCGGCGUCUUUGCCGGUGGAUUUCUUCUCAACCUCUAUGACGAUUUCGACAGAGUUGACCGGUUCGAAUUCAUUCGUUUCUCACCUCAAAAGGAAAUCUAAGGGUUCCGAUGGAGCGCUCCGAUCCUCGUUGGGUUGGCGCCUGGUGGGUUGGAUUCCUGAUCUCGUCUAUUUCGGCUCUUCUAAUUGCUUUUCCCAUUUUGGCGUUUGCUCGCGAACUCCCAGAAGCAAAGAGACACCGCGCCAAGGACGUUAACCAGGUGACUUUCCAGAGAGCUGUAGCGAUAGAAAAGUAUGUAGAAGAUGACAAAAGAAUGUGAAAUGUUUCAAAGGAAAUUCUGUUCGUGAAGAUUUUGAUUGCGAUAUCAACAUUCCAUUUGAAAUUGCUAAAAAGUUGUUUUCCUUUUACGAAGAGCAACGUUCACAAAGCUCCUACGAAGAAUUUGAACUGGAGAAGUGGAGCGCCUUUUCAUUCUACCGUGCUCUGUUGACAAAACAUUUUUUUAAAGUAUGUUAGCUUGUGGAAAACCUUUUCCCCAAGACUAAAUGUACAUAGAAAGUCAGCUACGUGAUACGUUGCGCUCUCAUGUCUCCUCUCCUACAGAGCUGCCGGAGACCUUUUAUAGGCUCCGACGGGGAUUAUGUUAUUGGCCCCGAUUAGGAGGACGCUGAGGCAAGUAUGUCUACAAAAAAACCCUUUUUUUAAUCUUCUUAUUUUUUUUGUUGACUUUUAUCUCUUUUUGUAAAAAAGAAUCAUUCCAGUGCCACGCCACCAACGCCGAUGUUAAUGAAAAAGCCCCAAGGGCCGUCAAAAAUUUGCCGGCCUGUGUCACUGUGAGUUUCUUGUGAGCUAAAAAAACACUAGGUUCAUUUUAUUUGGAUACUCUCCGGAUAAAAUUCUGAUAGACUAAGGUCACAAGUACAUAAUCUCACAAGUUUCAGAAAAUCUGCAAAAACCCGACUUUUGUGGUCUGUAUUUUCGUCGGAAUCUUCGAGUCUAUCAUCAUAAAUGGUCGGUCAUUUCAUUGUUUGACUUUGAAAGAGGAUUUUGAAGGAUUUGCCGCUUUCAUGCCAAAGAUCCUCGAGACUUUGCUCAGUACGAAUCCUACAUUGGCGUCCUACUUGUCGUGUGAGUCUUUCAUACCGUCCUCCGCGAAAAAAUUUCAAAAAAGGGAACUUUUUCGAAACUUCCAAGAUAUUCUGUAAAGUGUUAUAUUGCUCUACUAUUGUUUGAGAACAUUUCUUUGGUUUAUUCAAUCUUUUUGAAAAGCAAUUCAAAGCUCUUCCUUCGAUCAUCUACUGGUUUCAGCUGUCGUGAUUUUCGCGGCUGCGGCCGGAGUCAUGGUCGGAGGAACCAUCAUCCGACAGCUCAAACUUCAGGUAAGUCCCAGGGUUGCGCGGAUUAGAACUUCUUUGAAGGUGGCGGGAAUGCUGAAGAUGAUCGUCGUGUGCCACGUCAUCGCCUUGAUCUUCAUUUCCGGACUCCUCAGUCACUGUCCUCAGCGAGAGUUUGUGGGCAUCAACAUGGGCUACAAUGAUUUGUCAGUUCGGCCUUUUAUAAAUCUUUUUUUUUUGCGAAAAGCGGGUUAUUGAGCUCCCCCGUGAAACUUUGAAGUCAUAGUCCUUCGAAAAAUGAACUCAAAACAGCCAAAAUUUAUAGCCAAAUUAAAGUUUCACGCCAAAGAGUCCAGUUUUUUGAAAAGCGGGUUGUGUGGUCUCUCUACAUUCCAUAGGAAACAGGACACUUCCGUCUCAAACCACGCAACUCUAUCCGUCUAGGGGAUUCGAAGAAGAGCCCAUUUUGCAGAAUGAUUGACCGUGUGCACGACUUCUCGACGGCGGCGCAGUGCAACGAGAACUGCCACUGUCCGAAAGAGUGGAACCCGGUCUGCGACACGAACACGCACCACAUGUACUACUCGGCCUGCCACGCCGGCUGCAAGAAGCGCCAUUUCGAGAACGUUCGCAAGACCCCUCCAUUGCUCAUGUCAGCUGAGGAUCUUUCAGGGUACCGCGAUUUGGACUUCUUGCAACUGCAUCUCGUCCAACGAGACCUUCCACGGCUUCAUUCAUCCAGAAGAUCACGUCGACGAGCGCUUGACCAAUGGGUGAGUGACGUCAUCUGCAAUAUCACAGAGAAAUAGAUACAUGUUCUGUGACUUUCUGCUCAGAAUGACGUCAUGUUUUCAGCUACUGCAACAUCGACUGUGGCUACAGAGAGUACAUCCUGAUGGUGACGUUGUUCAUCACCGUCGUGGCGAGUUUCGCCUCCGGAAUCCCAACUCAACAGGUCCGAUUCUCCAGUAGAUGGACUCCAGUCCUUUAGUUCAGAUUAUGCUGAGAGUUGUUCCAUUCGAUCAGAGAACUCUGGCCAUGGGUGUCAACUGGACUUUCGUUCGUCUUUUAGGUGAUUUUCCAUCUUCUGAUUCUCUUCGCUUCGCAAAUGAACAUAAGAAUCAUAAAAGAUCUUAGGGUUUUCUUGUUUUCAAGUUUAAAAAAAAACGAACCUCCAGCACCGAAUCUUAACUCUUCUCCUUUCUUGGCCAGGACUCUUUUACGCAGUUUUUUUUCUCACACUUAUCUGAAAUUUCACUUUAAAAUAGGAGAAAAAACAAUCUGAAACGAGAAACUCGGAAUAUUUGAGGUUUCAUUCCUGGAGGCGUUCUUUUCGGAAUGAUCAUCGACACGACGUGUCUCGAGUGGGGCGAAAACUGCGGAAAAGCGGCCAGUUGCCUGGUUUACGACCCCGUCAAGCUCAGUUGGACUAUCACCGCCGUCGGUUCGUUCCUUUUCACCAUAGUUUGUCUUAUCACGAACUAUAUUAUGAAACUUUGCCCUCAAGAAUUCGUGAUAAUCCUGACAAGAAAGAUCAUUUUACUUUGCACUCUGGAUCUUUUUAGAAACUCUCUCAAUAAUUCUUUGAUGACUAAGAACUUAAUUGCAGCGAUAGUGUGCAAAUUGCUGUCGAUCCUGGCGACGGUGAUCGGCUACAUGACGUACCGACCUUCGGACCUCGACAACGCGGCUUCGGUUCACACGGUCGAGAGCUACGGAGCCUUGCAUCUCGUGGUCAACGACGACCGCCUCGCCGACCAGCCCAUCGUCGCCGUCGCCAAAUGA